AUGGAUGUGGAGAAACCUGCUUCCAAGGGGCAUGGUUUCUUUUCCCUCUUCGAUUGGGGAAAGAAGUCUAAGAAGCGCAUGCUCGUCGGGAGCACGAGCAGUUCUCCAAUUCUGAAGAAUGCUGGAGAUGGGAAGGAUAUUGGUGAUAGUACACCAAGUACACGGUCAAAUUCGAUCCUUGAAGACGCCCCAAGCUUGAAGGAAAGCAGUGAACAUAGCUGCUCAUCUUCAGUAAUUGAUGAAGAAGCUCAGUCAAGAAGGAGUCCUACGGUUGUUGCUAGGCUUAUGGGUUUGGAUUCUAUGCCUGCGGCAAGCUCACCUGAAUCCAAUCCCGUGCCAUUAACCGUGCAACCACCUUUGCAAACCAACAUCCAUGAGGAUUUGGUUGGCAGAAGUUAUGUUGGUAGUCCCCUUAAGAUGCCGGGUAGUCCUAUUGAUCGGUAUAAAAUGGAAGCACUGCCUCCAAGACUUGCCAAGAGGACACUAUCUGUUGCACAGUACAAGUUGUUGUCUCCCAUGAAAAACCCUAACCAUAUAUCCAGCAGGAAUGCUGCUGAUAUAAUGGAAGCAGCAUCGAGGAUCAUCAGGCCUGGAGUAGAAAAUAUCAGUUCUUACAGAGUUCAUGAUGUUGGGAGUCCAAAUGCUGCACGUGCCUACAAUCCAGGAGAGAUCAUAGGAAUCCAACAAAGGUCACAGAAGCUUAAUGAAGCAAUGAGGAAACGUGAUGGUCCUGCAUCUUUUAGGCCGCCAAGUGGAAAACCUUCAGAUGGAAGAUUGAGAGGUUCAGAGGGUGCCUUGUCUUCCAGGAUCUCACAGUCAAAUGGAUGUGCUCCAGUUGGUCCAAAGGUCAAACCCGGUAAUAGAUUAGACACUGCUCGAGCUAUGCAUGUCCAAGAAAAAGGGGGCAUGAGAAAAGGUGGUAGAAAGCUUGAAACUCGCAAGAACCCUGAAAAUAGCAUGGCUGAAAGAACUAGGUUGAACCGGCAAAAGGAUAGUAACCAAAUGGGCACAACAAGUUCGUCCAGUGUGCCUGUGCCAAACAACAGAAAACAGAAUGCUACGGGCACCAAACAUAAGGUGAAUUCAAACCCAGCAACCCCUAGUAGACAACGGAGCAAUAUUCACCAAAUAAAUGCCAAUCCCAGAAAGGUGAGGGCGGCCAGCACAUUUGCUGGAAACAGUAGUCAAGGUAGCAGAAAGGUGGACUUGCAGCCAAAUGCUCAUGCAAAUGUAAGAAAUAGUUCUAUACCCAAAGCAAUACCGAAGCCAAGAAGAUUACAAGACAGGAGAGUGUACUCUGAUACAAGCCAGUCAAGUGAUAGUAUUCAUUCUGACAGAAGCCAGAGGCGGGUUCGACACAAUAUUGUGAUUGAUGAGCAAUCAUCUUUUUCAACAAACAAAAAGAAAAUCAGCACUGAGAUUGUUUCAUUCACAUUUACCUCACCAGUUGAUAAGUCACUACAUGGCACCCACUUCCCCAAUCAUUCAUUGGAAAAACAAUUUAUGGGGAAUCUGAGCGCUGUGUCAACUUCAAGCAAUACAUCAAACGCUAAACUUGAUGUCAUUGAUGGUGAUUUUUUGGGACUCCUAUUGGAGCAGAAAUUGAGAGAGUUGACGUCUGGUGUGACAUCGCCCUACACUAAGCCAGCCAAAGGUGUCCAAGUGCACCACACUUCAACAGCUUUGGAAGAUAUGGCAUCAGCAUGUGAAACAUCUAGCAUUGCUUCUACUGAUUAUGAUAGGGAGUCAUUACAGUCUUUCAGUGAUGGAAAAGCUACUCUCCCCCAGACAGAUCUUUCUACUAGAAGUGUCCAGUCAUCUCAGCCUGUGAAGUAUGAUCAUGAUGUCACGGAUCGAGCAGAGGUUGAGCAUCUUGGCCGAAGUCCCCUUUUCACAUGGGAAGCUUCUAUUUCAACGGAAACCUGCAGCUCAUCAGAGAGCUGGAGGAGUGCAAAUGGAACAAGAUUGUUUAGUUCAACUGAAGGAGCAACAACUUCUGACUUGACACACUUCAACAAAUUCCUAGAAGCGGAUGCCUCUUCAGAAUAUUCUGACACAGCCUCAUCAAUCACAGUGGCUACAGCAGAAAUCCCUCGAUCAGAAAGUAGCAGCUCAUGUCAUAUGGAUAAUAGACAAGAGGUGGAGUUUAUAAGAGAGAUACUGAAUGCUAGCUCUCCUGCCUGGCACAUUUUCUCUUAUUUGGAGCGGUUUGGAAAUUCAGGUAUUCUGGAUCCACAUCUGUUGGAGGAAUUAAAUGGCAAUAUUAGGUUGUUGGCUGGUGAAGAGGGCAAAGGUUAUAGACUGAGGCGGAGGCUGCUCUUUGAUUGUGUCAAUGAAUUAUUGAGUGUGAAAUGCGCUUACUACUUCAAUGCUGGCUACAGCUUAUGGUUUAUGGGGAUGGCAGUUCUGCAGAACUUGUCAGCGGAAGAAAUCCAUCGAGAGAUGACCAGCCUGAAGGUUGCCGAGGAGUGGAUGGUGGAUGAGCUUGUGUACAGGGAAAUGAGUAGUACUCUGGGGAGCUGGGUUGAUUUCAAGAUGGAAUCAUACCAAGCUGGCGGAGACAUAGCGGCGGAGUUGUUAGGUUCCUUGAUCGAUGAAGUGGUUGCUGAUCUUCUGAUUGGCUCGUCUUCGUAG
Miscanthus lutarioriparius is the source of this 2634-nucleotide messenger RNA. Lineage: Eukaryota; Viridiplantae; Streptophyta; Magnoliopsida; Poales; Poaceae. The record is from the annotation of a GenBank genome assembly.